UAACCACUGUGCCACCGACGCACAAAGCGCUCCCGCGCCGGGAGUCGAACCUGGGCCGCCUGCGUGAAAGCCAGGAAUCCUAACCGCUAGACUUCGUCCCUUCAGUUGAUGUCGUCCUAUUCAUUCGUGGCCAACAAAAUAUUCACCAUUCCUUCAAACUGCGUAAUGCAGACGAUGGUUUCUUAAUUCCUGUAAAAUGCGAUAAUGCUAAAUUUGAAGCUCAAUAGUCGUCGAAGUGUGUUUAUUAUUAAUUCUGCAAAGCGAUUUAAUUCCUACAAUUAAGCUUCCGACCAAUGAGUGUGCAUAAUUAUUUGCCAUCACGAUAUUAUUUUGUGAUCAAACUUGAAAUCAAUCAAAUACCUACAAAAUGACAUUUGAGAAUCAAUCUAGUACUAGCUACUAGUGACUAACUAUGGGGUAGCAAUUUAGUAAGUCGUGAGCAGCUGGGUCCACCAAGUCAGGUGCGUGGGGUGAUACUUUAUGAUAGCAUAGGUUGGCGGUGGCGCUGCACAGUGAGCGUUGGUAGAAGUUAAGAUUCACUGGCCAUGGGAUUCUGUCCCAGUGGCUGUGGUCAACUAGAACACUUUCUAAACUAACGAUCCUAAAUUCAAACCUUCAUGGAAUUUGCCGUUGCGUAAUUCUGCAGAGCCCAAAAUUAGGACAGAUUAGCUGUCCAGUACUUCUCUGACUAAUGUCAGUCUGUAUUCAUAUAUGAAAUCAAGAUAUCUUGUUUUUAAGAUGGAAACAUUUUGCAAUAUUGGUCUUUAUUCACUUAUCAAAAGAUGAAUCGGUAAUUAAUUCACUUAUUGUGAAGGGUUCUCACGUGUUUUUAUAGUUUUUUCUUCAUGGGUUUGUGUGGUCCUCCCUUUUAGCUUAAGCGCAUUUGUCAUUUGGCCUUAUUUCGUCUGUUGUUUUCAGAACAGUUCAACUUUUCUUUUAUAAUGUACAGCUUGAAAAUGGUGUGAAGAGGUGAACAUGUCGAAGCUCUUCUUUUGAAUAUUAUAUGAAUUCGCUUCAUAACAAUGUUCUGGAUCAUCUUACAAAUUCGUGCUGUCUAGUUUUGUUUCCAAUAAUUGCAUUUCCAAACAAAAAUGUGGUUAAUUAUCAGAAAACUAUUAAAGUGUACUGGUUCAUUAAUGAAGUAAUAAAUUUAUGGAAUAAGAUGUAUUAAUUAACAGUCCUAUUCUUAUCGGUUGUUUCGUGAAGUUCCUCAAUCUGAAAAUUUAUCUUGAGUACCGACUACUAUGCAGGAAUCAUUACUGACACGAAUUCGUUUUGUUUCUAUCCAAGGUUAUCUGUCAGCUAAUGCAUUUCAUCAUUUCUUAUCCAACUAACUGUUCCGCUUAACAACGGGCCAUACUAAUUCGUCUUAAAGGAAUUCGCAGGGAAUCUUUGAUCAUGCCACAAAUUUUGGUCAAUGGUGUUGAAAUCGACUUUCCAUAUAAACCCUAUGACUGCCAGUUAGAAUAUAUGACAAAAGUCCUACUAUCAUUAAAGGAGGGUAAACAUGCCAUUUUAGAGUCCCCAACUGGAACUGGUAAAACUUUGUGUCUUCUAUGCGCAUCACUUGCAUGGCUUGAUAAACAACUAGUUACUCCAACAGAACUUGCACCGGAUGGCAAACGUGUGAAUACAAUGGGAAAUUGGCUAACGGGUAACAGUGACAACGGUGAUGAUAAGAGUAAUUCCAUACAUCAGAAUCUUCUGGAAAAUCUGGAGAAAAUGAACAGUGUGUAUAAGAUUAUCUUUGCGUCAAGAACCCAUUCACAAUUAGCACAAGCUAUUAAUGCAUUGAAGACAACAGUGUAUUCUAAGCGUAACGUCAGUGUAGUUGGUUCAAGAGAUCAGUUGUGUCUCCUUCCUGAUGUAUCGCAACUGGAAUCGAAUUCAGCUAAAAUUUAUGCUUGUCGUAUGAGAGUUCAAACAAGAACGUGUGAAUAUUACCGGAAUUUUGACUCUAAACGAGAUGACAUCUUAGCUAAUUUAAAAUCGGAAGGUAUUGUUGAUAUUGAAGAUUUGGCCAGUUUCGGUCAGAAAACAAGAUGUUGUCCAUAUUUCAUAUCAAGAGAACUGAAAACCGAUUCAAAUUUGGUGUUCAUGCCUUAUAAUUAUUUACUAGAUCCAAGAAUUCGAACUUUGUAUAAUAUUAAUCUUGAGAAUACAGCAGUCAUUUUUGAUGAAGCUCACAACAUUGAACAAGUUUGUGAGGAUGCUUCUUCAGUCACAUUAACUUCUGCUUUACUAGCCUCAGCUAUUGAACAUGUUCGUUGUGUUUGUGAAGUUGUUUUUAAUCAUACUAUGGAAAGUGAAGAAGCAGAAUUAACCGAUGAGACAGGUUACAAUACACAGAAACAAUCAACAUCCAGUACUGUUGUCAGAAAAGGAUUAUUUGAUAUGACACAGCCUAAAGAGACUGCAAUUGAAGCCUUGAAUAUUGAGAAAAUGAUUACAUUGAAAGGACAACUAAUAGAACUAGAAAGAUUAAUUGAUGAAUUGAAUGUCCCGCCUGAGGGACUGACUAAAGAUGGCAGUUUUAUUUUCGAUCUACUUGGUCGAGCAGGAAUUAAUCACUGGACAAAUAAUACAAUACAAACUGUGAUCGAUGAAAUUAUUUCAUACACAAAUUCUACACAAAAUGUAAAAGUUCGAAAAACUAAAGGUUUACAUGAAGUUGGUGAAUUCCUCAAAACUGUUUUUGGUUACCUUCCGGGGGAAGCAAAUGUAUCCUUCAAUUUUAAAACACAAUUCAAAUUACAACAUGAUGAAUCAAUUAAUUGUUAUCGUUUGCAUAUUAAAGAUGAUAUUCUACCUUCAGUUAAAAACAAAUUUACAACAAAUAAUAUUUGGGAUACUCGAGAUGCUGUUAAACAGUCUGCUACUGACACUGGUGCAACAAAUCGUACUAUUAGUUAUUGGUGUUUCAGUCCUGGACGUGCAAUACAAGAAUUGAUUCGGCAAAAAGUACGCUGUAUCAUACUAACUAGUGGUACUCUUUAUCCAAUUGAACCAUUGGAGGCUGAGUUAAAUAUGAAAUUCCCCAUAACCCUACAAAAUCCACAUGUCAUCAAUUCAGAUCAACUGCAUUUAUCAGUGAUACCACGUGGGCCAGAUGGAGAAAAAUUGAAUGCAAGUUAUUCUGUACGAGAGACGUCGGCUUAUCGUAAUUCAUUAGGUCUCUUGUUAGUUCAAUUGGCUCAAUCUGUUCCUGCUGGUCUACUAAUAUUUUUCCCAUCCUAUGCAUUUAUGUCACAGUGUAUAGAAUAUUGGAAGAAUGGUGAUAUUUUCGAAAAGUUGUUACGAAUUAAACAAAUUUUCAUUGAACCUCGUGAAAAGAAUCAGUUUAAUAAGGUAUUCAAUGACUAUCGAGUCUCUGCUUGCAGUACAAAUUCGAAUGGAGCAAUUCUAUUUGCUGUAAUGCGUGGUCGUGUCAGUGAAGGCUUAGAUUUAGCCGAUGAUGCUGGCCGAGGUGUUGCUAUACUCGGUUUACCGUAUGCACCAUUCCAUGAUCCCAGAGUACGCUUAAAAAUGGCUUAUUUAGAUGAACAAUGCGUCAAAUUGAAAUCCAAUGCAAAACAGGAUAAAGAACAGAAAAAUUUAUUAGAUAAAUAUCCUACUGGUCGACAAUGGUAUAAUUUACAAGCAUGGCGAGCAAUUAACCAAGCUGUUGGCAGAGUUAUUCGUCAUUACAAGGAUUAUGGCAUAAUUUACCUGUGUGAUGAACGUUUUGCUUCCAGUAGUGCACAAACAAAUUUGUCCAGUUGGAUGCGAUCGAAACGGAAUGUUUAUGACAGUGUAGAAUCAGUUGUGAGGGAUACUUGUGAAUUUUUCCGUAAUAUGCGGAUGAAAUAUCCAUCAAGUGAUCAGCCUGCCUCAUCUAGUGUAGCCAACCUGUCAACUGACAAAUGUACAAGUAAUUCUCAAAGAAAGCGGCCGUUGUCUACACCUAAUUGGUCAGGGAUUUUAUCAAAUCUACCUUCAGCUUCUGAGCUGAAUAUAUUUAGCCCAAAACUAAAUGACUCACUGUCACUGGUAACAACUUACAACUCUCAACUAGAUCAUUAUCAGUCUACAAGUAUGACGAAACAAGACGAGCAUAACAUUGAUAGUCAAAAAGAGAUUUCUACUUCAGUAUCAUCAUCGUCUUCUUCAAUUUUUGAUAUGGUGUACAGUCAAUCAGAGAAUAUUCAUCAGAAAACAUCAUUAGCUGAUUCAAAUUCAUACUGUGAUGACAGUUUGGAAGAGAAGUUACUACAGCGUAAACCAUGUAAACGUAUAAGACUUUUGGAACAGAAGACUAAUUCUAUCAAUGUUUCAGAGAAUGCUUCGUCGUCGUCUUCUUCUCUCACUUCAAAUGCUACUGACACAUUGGAUAGUUCAGCAUCACUGAAAUAUUUAACUUUAUUGAAGUCUGUCCUUAAGUCAUCAAAUCGACUUAACGAAUCGGAAUAUGCUAACCGAUUAAGUGAUUUUAAACAAUACAUGAAAGAAUAUAAACAUGCAAUAAUAUCCAAUGAAAACUCACUAGAGAAUAAUCAAAUCGUAGAAACCUUAUUUACACAGUUGUCGAGAUUGUUUAUUCCUUUAGAAACGCCUGGACUUUUACAAGAUGCCAUCUGUUUCCUCCUACCGGAACAUCGUAAACGUUAUGCUGAAUUAUGCCACAAUUUAACUGGUCUGCCUAUUGUUCGACGAGACUUGAAGAAUGUGUCUGACAACUCAGCGGCCAAUUUAAAACAAUCACCGAAACCUACGGAAAAAUCACUUGGACAAUUAAUGAAAUGCUGUAAAUGCUCAGCUAAUCCAGCACAAGUUCCAUUGAUAUCAUGUUGUAAACACAUAGCUUGUUUCAAGUGUUGGCGACAUAUCAUUGAAGAAGGUGAUCGUCAGUGUCCUGUGUGUCGAAAAUUACUUAGACGACGUGAUUUAUCCCGUUUAACGUAAAAAGCUGAUACAGAUUAAGUAGUGGUAUAUCUGUUUAUUUUAAUAAACGCUACUUAAUUUUCUACAUGCAUUGAAACUACAACUCUUGAUAAAAUUUUGUAUUCUUUUAUACAAACAACAAUGAAGAUUCUAUUUUCUUAUUUGAUGUAUCUUUUUGUAGUGUAAUACAAGGAAAGUAUUUUUGUAUUAUUUUA
Molecule: messenger RNA, 5135 nt
Organism: Trichobilharzia regenti
Lineage: Eukaryota; Metazoa; Platyhelminthes; Trematoda; Strigeidida; Schistosomatidae
Source: the annotation of a GenBank genome assembly